AUGUUUGUCAAGCUUCAGUGAACUGUGAUUGUAAACCUAUUUUUUAGAGAGAUCCCGCUUUUUUUUUUUGUUGCAUUUUUUUUUUUGGCUCUUUGAUAUGAUAUUAUAGUUUUUUGGGUUUAGGGUCUAAAGGUCUGGAUCCUCUCAAUCCCAUGAGGUCAUUGGAUUAAUUUGACGUCGAGAGUAUUAGAUAUCCGCCGUCAGAUUAAUCCAAUGGCUGAAAUGCUACUGGCAAAGCAGAAGGGGAUGUGUGGAUGAUCCAUUUUGGUCAAAUGUUUCCAUAUCCCUUUUGUUCCCUUGUAAUUUCUUUGUGGGGGUGGGAGGAUCGUGCAUUACAUUUUGUGAAAAUAUGCAGAUGGAAUCCAACAUUUUUGUGAACAUUUUGUACCAUAGUUGCUGUGAUAUUCUUUUACCUGAUGAUACUCUGCCUAGGUGGGAAGUGUUACUACCUUUCAAAUCUGAAUUUUUGAAGUCAGUUGCUGUAGAAAUAGUUGAUUUACACUUUUGGAGAUGAUCAACUGAUAAACCAAAUAUGAAAUUUCUUAAUUAUACAAGAGUGCAUUUAUUUUUAUUUUUUUGAUAUUUCCUAGUGUGAAGUAGACUACUCAUGGUUGGUGUAAGGCAAUAGUCUUCUAAAGUGAUUUUUGUCUAACACAAAGGGUGUAUUCACCCUUUAAUUGAAACAAUAGUGGAUCAACUCUACUUCUCACUGAGAUCGAGCCAUAUACAAUAGUAAUGUUUCUUGCUGAAUGAGCUUGGGAGGGGAGGGGGGACAUCUUCAGAUCUCAAUUCAUACAGUCCAAAUUUGUAUUUUGAUACACUAGAAUUUCUGUAUGAGUCCUAUUGAAAAGUGCUGCUAAACAAAAAUGCUUGUAAUUAAAUUAACGAAGACAAUGGUAAUGAGAAGAUUAUCAUUAAUUAAAGUGGUAGUAAUGACCUUUUUGCAACUGUCCUCGAGGGGAUUCGAAAUCCAUCUUUUGAGGAUACAAGAUCAAGCCCUUACCAAUAAACUGACACCUUAUGGACGCCUUCAAGGAAAAGCAUGAUGACAAGUAUAGGAACCUAAUGUCUUUUAAUUACAUUUUGGACUUUGAAGGAAAAGAAACUGAAGACCUGAUAUGGAGGGUAGAAAUCGUUUUUGUUUGUUAUUACUAGAAUGGGAAAUGGAUAUUGAAUACUAGGUUGGAAGUUGUUCUGUGUUCACUUGAACAUUAUCUCUUUGCAACUUUCACCUGCACAGCACCGAAUCUUAAGAAAUUGUUUCUGUACUCUAUACCCAUUUUACUUUUCAACAUGGAUCCAUUACCUAUUUGAUUCUCUUUUCAAUCUUGUUUAUCAUGUUUUCUUGUUCAUUUGACCUAUUUACAGAAAUUCAGUUACAUUGAAAUAAUUUUCAUCAUUCUGUAGCAACUUUUAAGUUAUUGUGUUUGUUUAUUUUUUUCAUUAUCCAGUAUUAUAAUAGUUUGUCUCAAUUUCCUUUGUCUUCGAGCAUUCAAGAAAAUUUCUCAAACCAUGACAUGCUUUUUCAAAAAGUUUCUUCGUUGAUAUAGUGCUAAGUAUGCCUUGAUAAUCUGUGAGUGUAAAAGAAUGGGUCUUGAUUGCUGACUGAUGCAUGUGGAAAAUCUCACUAAUACCUAUUGAAAUGAAAGAGAGCUAAGAGUCUCAGACAACUUAUCCACUUCUAUAAACCACAGCCAGCAGAAGAGAUAUAUUUGUAGCUAUUAAUGGAGAGAAAUGCAAGAGUUGACCAUUUUGCCAAAGAGAGUUUGAAUUUUACUGAAGAAAUUUUAAGUGUAGCAUCAUUUGCUCGCCAGUUAGCGCAACAAAUGAUUCUGGCCAAGGCUUAUGUGGUUAUUGCCAAAGAACACAAUAAUCUUCACCUUGCCUGGCAGCUUAGCUCAAAGAUCAGAAGUUGCCAGCUUUUGCUUUCUAAAGCAGCCAUGACUGGGGAGCCUGUCACACUGGAAGAAGCAGAGCCAAUUAUUAAAAGCCUUACUUCUCUAAUUUUUAAGGCACAAGAUAUCCAUUACGACAUUGCAACUACUAUAGUGACUAUGAAAUCACAUAUUCGCGCCCUUGAAGAGCGUGCUAAUGCAGCAACAGUUCAAAGUGCCGUGUUUGGCCAACUAGCAGCUGAAGCACUACCCAAGAGUCUCAAUUGCCUGAAUGUGAAACUCGUGUCUGACUGGCUAAAGGUGCCAUCCCUACAGGAACUCUCAGAGGAGAGGAAAAACUCCCCAAGGCUCACGGACAACAAUCUGUAUCAUUUCUGCAUAUUUUCAGAUAAUGUACUGGCAACAUCUGUAGUUGUUAACUCAACCGUCUCCAAUGCUGAUCAUCCGAAGCAAUUGGUUUUUCACAUUGUCACCAAUGGAGUCAAUUAUGGAGCAAUGCAAGCAUGGUUCCUUAGUAAUGACUUCAAAGGAGCCACCAUAGAGGUACAGAACAUUGAGGAGUUUCAUUGGUUGAAUGCAUCUUAUUCUCCAACUGUCAAGCAGCUCCAAAAUCCUGACUCACAAACCUUCUACUUUGGUCUAUAUCAAGAUGUAAACGCUGAACCAAAAAUGCGGAAUCCUAAAUAUUUGUAUUUGUUGAAUCAUCUUCGGUUUUAUAUCCCCGAGAUUUAUCCACAGCUUGAGAAGGUUGUUUUCCUGGAUGAUGAUCUUGUUGUCCAGAAAGAUCUGACCCCUCUCUUCUCACUGGAUUUGCAUGGGAAUGUGAAUGGUGCAGUUGAAACUUGUCUUGAAGCAUUUCAUCGGUACUACAAGUAUCUCAACUUCUCAAAUUCAAUUAUAAGUUCGAGGUUUGAUCCACAGGCAUGCGCAUGGGCGUUCGGUAUGAAUGUUUUUGACUUGGUAGCGUGGAGGAAGGCUAAUGUUACCGCAAGGUAUCACUAUUGGCAGGAGCAGAAUGCUGAUGGAACAAUCUGGAAGCUGGGGACACUUCCUCCUGCUCUUCUGUGUUUUUAUGGUUUGACAGAACCACUUGACAGAAGAUGGCAUGUUUUAGGAUUGGGUUAUGACCUAAACAUUGACAACCGCCUCAUUGAAAGUGCGGCGGUUAUUCACUUCAAUGGGAAUAUGAAGCCGUGGCUAAAGGUAGCUAUAGGCAGGUAUAAGCCACUGUGGGACAAGUACAUAAAUCAAAGUCUCCCUCAUCUUCGAAAUUGUGUCCUAAGUUGAAAUGCACUACUUCUUGAUUUCUGAUGGAUUAUGCAAUCUCAGAUUAUUUUGAACUCAUGAUCUGUGGUUGCCUUACUGUUGAGUCAGAAGUAGAAAAUUUUGACUGUGGUAGGAAUUUUUUUCCUUUACCCUUCUUUUUUCUUCUCUUGCCUUUCUUUUAAAUCAUUAUUGAAAGAGAACAAAAUCAUUUCUUAUACAAUAGAAAAUUGAUAUGCAUUAGGCAAAGAGAUGUGGGAAGAUCCAAUUUUGGUUGUUGGGACUAUCUUUUCCCCUUCUGCAAGUAGUAGAGUGAUUGUUCUUUAGAAAAUCUUGUAAUAAUUUAUCAGCUCUUUCAAAAUAGCAAUGUAAUUGAAUGGAAACAAUUUUUCUCUCUUCCAUGUCUUGGUAUGCGUUAAUGAAAUUUUAUUUAUAGCUA
Molecule: messenger RNA, 3597 nt
Organism: Cicer arietinum (chickpea)
Lineage: Eukaryota; Viridiplantae; Streptophyta; Magnoliopsida; Fabales; Fabaceae
Product: hexosyltransferase GAUT11-like
Molecular function (GO): polygalacturonate 4-alpha-galacturonosyltransferase activity
Source: RefSeq, a predicted model, not a curated record